CCCUGAUGCCCCUAGUUCUGGUCUGUGUUCGCCUAUGGCUGGUAGUACGCAGGCUAGUGCAGGCAUAGGAGAUGCGUUCAUGUUGGCUGUGUCACUUAAACACAGACUGGCGAAUGAGCAGCGUUUCUCGUCGUCUAAUUUAUCUAACCCCAACUCGGCCGGGCGUUUGGCGCUGCCUGAAACGGCCGCACAGGUGCUGAGGAGUGAGAAUGACUUCAACGACGCGGAGGUGGCGCUGCACAUGUACACAGGCAUCACCAACACACGCUCCUUCCAACACACAGCCGAGAGAGUCAGUGAAGGGUUGCUGCAGGGGCGAGUGACGGUGGUCUACGAACAGGACGAGAUGGAUGAGAACGGCGACCAUGAAGCAGGCUUUGGAUUGGUCCGUGUGCGCUCGACCAGCAACAUCGACAACCUCAGCGAAGUGGACGAUUUGUUGAAAGACAACUCCUUUGCCUUCGCUUCUCCGCACAGUUUAGCGCCUGUGGCCCAACCGAAGAGAUUGCGAAAGGGGUCCAAAGGCAAACACCACAGUGCCAACGAUUUGUCCGGGGACAGUAAUGGGGCGAACAACCGCUCUGGGCGCUCAUCGGGGCGGCAAAGGGGAAACAGUGGCGAACCCAACACCGCCAAUCAGGACCAGGACGGGUGGACAACACCCAAGAAACUGCCAGCGAAGAAACGGGGCAGUUUAGUACUCAACAACAAAUACAACGGACGACGACAAGCACACGCACAGCAGAAACGACAGACCAUCACAAUCAAUGGUUCCUUCGAGGAUGUCAACAUAGCGAGGAUCGAACUGCUCUCCGCCGCAAUGACCCAGACGAUGAAUCGUCGCAAGUCAUAUUACUAUCCACCAGGAUCACUCAAGAACACCAUGGGACGAGUGCAGAUAUUUGUCGACCACUCGAAUCUAUUCUUUGGCGCGCAAAUGGUGCGGAGUAAUGUGGAUGAUCAGGGCGGCUAUGUGGCCGAGAGACGCCUGCGACUGUGUGUCAAACAACUUGUGCGACUAAUAGAGAAGGGCCGGCAA
This is a messenger RNA of Sphaeroforma arctica JP610, 1039 nucleotides long. RefSeq lists its product as hypothetical. The record is from RefSeq and is a predicted model, not a curated record. The transcript has 7 exons. The annotation marks the transcript as partial. NCBI's taxonomy places the organism in Eukaryota, Ichthyosporea, Ichthyophonida.